Messenger RNA from Cynara cardunculus var. scolymus (artichoke), 4593 nucleotides. RefSeq names its product RNA pseudouridine synthase 6, chloroplastic-like. The transcript is spliced from 9 exons. The coding region runs from base 2760 to 4004 and encodes 414 amino acids. Gene Ontology annotation, molecular function: RNA binding; pseudouridine synthase activity. NCBI's taxonomy places the organism in Eukaryota, Viridiplantae, Streptophyta, Magnoliopsida, Asterales, Asteraceae. Gene Ontology annotation, biological process: pseudouridine synthesis. The record is from RefSeq and is a predicted model, not a curated record.
UAGACAACUAAUCUCUCUAGAUUUUGCAUUGCAAUAUCAAGAAGCAUAUCUUUGGACUAUAAUUUCUUACUAACUAAAUUGAUUCUAUUUGAAACUUCAUGCCAAAUAACCAAACUUACAAUAAAUCCAAAACUUGACAGCUCACCAUUUACCAAAGAUUCGACAUCCCUACUAACUUUUUCAUCCUCACUUACUUGAGCUAAUUGUAUUAAAACAUCUUUAAUUUUGCCAACUUGAGUUUUAAUAGCUUUAACACUUUCAAUAUGACUUUCCCAACGAGUAGUAGAUAAAGAUUUUAAAGUCAAAAAUCGUCAAUAUACUCUAAUAAAACAGUCCCUCAUUGUAGAGUUGGAGAACACAUUGUAUGUUGUUUGACAAGUACCAAAAAAGGUUUUUGCUCUGUGACAAGAAUUUGUCAUAUCACAUAACACUAUAUUAAGAUUGACAACUACAUGGCAUAUAAAAGGCUCUAGGGUUUAUAUCAAGUAAUUUUUUUUGCACAUGUUGAUGUUUCCUUUUCAUACUAGACCCAUUGUCAUACCCUUGUCCCCGCACACAAUUAAUAUCUAAAUCAAAUGAUUUUAGAACAUCUUGUAGUACGUUAAGAAGUCCUAAACCGGAUGUAUUUUCCACAACCAAAAACUCUAAAAAGAACUUUUUGACUUGUAUAGGAGAACUUGUCACAUCAACACAUCUUAUAAUUAAAGUCAUUUGUUCUUUAUGGCUUGCAUCCGGAGUACAAUCAAGAAUAACUGAAAAUACUUUGCCUUUUUGGUUUGUUUAAUGAUUUCAUUCUUUACAUCAGAUGCCAACAUUUCUAUCAAUUCAUGUUUUGAAUUUUGUGGAUAAGAUAAUGCUAAUGAGGCUUUGUGUCUUUGAUAAGCCGAAAAUGUUGUUUCAUAAGAGGAUCAAACUCAACAAUCAUUUGAAUUAUGCCUAAAAAAUUUCUAUUAGACUCUUCGUAAAGUUUUUCAUUUGUUCCACGAAAAGCUAAAUUAUACUCUGUUAGGCAUUUCACGGCAACAAUUAUUUUAACCAGAAUUUCUUUCUACUGACCAGUAUAUUUUUUUUAUUAAUUCUUGCAACCCUCUAUUAAGUGUUUAAUUUUUAUUCAACCUCAGUCGCAACUCUGACCAAAACUUUAAAUUAGUCACAUGUUCCGGACUAUUUUCAUGAAUGUUUAUUCUUUGACCAAGUUGUUUCCAACAGUCUAAACCUUCACUUGCUAAUUGACUGUUUUAUCGACCAUCUUUGAAAGGCUUACAACAAAAACAUAAGACUUUAUCUAGCUCUUUUGAAUAAAUGAAUGUCUAUCUAUCAUAACAAUCACUGUUUCUUAAUUUACGAACAUAAUAUUCACAAGAGAAAUGUCUACCUACUUUAUCUUUUGAAAAUAUGAUGUUAGUUUCUCUAAUAGGCCCUUUUACUUCAAGUAAGUCUUUCAUUUUUGAAUUUAAUCCAUCCCAAACUCUUGGAUCAAAUAUAUUCACACAAAUAUCAUCUAGAAGAGGAUUUUCUAAUCACAAGCAUUUUCAAUGUUUUCAUCAUCUAUGGUUUCAUAAUCACAGGCAUUAUCAAUGCUUUCAUCAUUACAAGCAUUACCAAAACAUUGAUAUGAGAGUUUAGUUAUUGUAAGUUUGGUUAUUUGGCAUGAAGUUUUAUAUAAAAUUAAUUUAGUUAGUAAGAAAUUAUAGUCCAAAGAUAUGCUUCUUGAUAUUGCAAUGCAAAAUCUAGAGGGAUUAAUUGUCUAUUUAGAAAAAUAUAAGGAAAUGGUUUUACAUGUGCUAUCCAAGAUAAUAUCAGAGUUGAGCCUGGAUUUGCUUUAAAACGUUUUCUUUCCAAAAAAAAACAAUUUGAUGAAAUUCCAAAUACCGAGAGAGAACAACAAUCUGCUCAAGAGGCGUUUAGAAUUGAUUACUUUCUUGUUUUAGUUGAUAUGGCUAUUUCUCAGUUACGAACUAGAUUUGAACAAAUGAAAAAAAUUUGAAUCUAUUUUUGGCUUCUUGUUUGACGGCUGAAAGUUAGUUAGUUUACAUGAUUGAUGAGUUGAAAAAAAUGUUUUUUGGAUCUUGAACUUGUUUUUAACAAAUGAUGAUAAUUCUGAUAUCGAUGGGCAAUAUUUGUUUAUGGAGUUACAAGUUUUGAAGGGUAUGUUACUGGAAGAGGCAUUUGAGAGAGAAAAUUCUUGGACAUCCAUACAAAGUAUUAAGUUUGCAAAGAACUUGCUUAUAGGAUUUUUCUGACCAUACUCGAUACUGUAACAUCUGUGGGAAGAAGCUUUUCGAAAUUAAAGUUGUAAAAGUCAUAUUUGCGUCUGCCAUGACUCAAGAAGGAUUGAACGGGUUAGUAAUUUUGAGUAUUGAGAGUAAGUUUUUAGCAAAUAUUAACUAUGUAUUUUAUGUUCCGUUAUACGGGGUUUUGGAUUGUAUCACUUUUGCUAUAUCUAAUAAAAAUCGGCAUAGGGAUGAGCCGCCUAGCUUGACUAGGUUUCAAACCCCUUCAAAUAUAAGGGGCAUUUUUUGGCACUUGCCUGCUAAAACUGUCCACACCACGUCAUGCGACUUCAUAUGCGACCCCAGGUUGCAUAUAAGUCCCUGCUACAACCCAAUGUGCAACAGAAACCUCACAUCGUAUGGCCAACUCGCAUGGGUGGUUGUGCGAACUGUAUCACCAGAAAUCAACAGACAAGCAGAAGUUCGCAUACAAGCAUAACUUUGCAGGCGGAUAACAAAUAUUGAGUAUCAUCUUAUCAACAUGAAAUGAGUUUCCUGAAGUUCACUACUUCAGGGCUUGACGGAAGAUGUUGCCAUGAGGAAUAUGGUCGCUUGCUUCCAUGCCCUGCCGAGAAUGUUUUACCAAGAAAAAUUGAGCACUUAGUUGUUAAAGAAGGAGGACCUGUUCUUGACUUCAUUACCAAAGCUUUGGAUCUUCCACCAUUGUACGUUGCAGAUCUUAUUCAUUUUGGAGCAGUGUACUAUGCCCUUGUAUGCCCAAAGCCUCCUUCAACUGCCACACCAGAGGAAAUCAAGUUGUACAAAGAGUUUACUAAUCCGAGAGUCUUAAGAAAGCGACCUUCAAUCGAAGGAAAAACCGUGAGAGAGGCACAAAACACUUUUAGGAUUACUCAUAUUGAUGAGUUUGUUGAAGUGGGGACAUAUGUGAGGGUGCAUGUACGUCCAAAACGAUUUCCAAGAUGUUAUGAAAUUGACUGGAGAUCCAGAAUAAUUGCUGUGACAGAGUCCUAUGUGGUUCUCAACAAGCCUGCUGGGACAUCAGUUGGUGGAACUACAGACAACAUUGAAGAAACUUGUGCAACCUUUGCUACUCGUGCCUUGGAGUUAACUACUCCAUUAACGACUACUCAUCAAAUUGAUAAUUGCACAGAAGGCUGUGUUGUUCUAGCUAGAACUAAGGACUACUGUUCAGUUUUUCAUAGAAAGAUCAGGGAGAAACAAGUGAAGAAGCUUUAUCUUGCACUUGCUGCUGCGUAUGUGCCAUGUGGAGUCAUGACCCAUUACAUGCGACCAUUUCGUAGGGCUCCAAAAAUUAUUUCCAAUGACUUCAUUGAGGAAUGGAACCUUUGCCAACUUGAGGUUCUGGAAUGCAGGAAAGUUCCCUGGCCAAAUGCUUUACUUCAAAAAGAGUAUGGAAUUGAGGAUUUUAAUUGGCCUAAUAAAGAGUUUGCAUAUGAGUGCAAAAUCAACCUCUUGACUGGCCGUACUCACCAGAUUCGAGCUCAAUUGGCUGCCUGUGGUGCACCAAUAGUGGGUGACUCGAUGUAUAUGCCAGCUGCAAUAGCUGAGCUAGCCAGUCCCGGGCUAAACCCUUUUGGGAAGUACAAAAAACAAUUUGAAAGUGAAGUCGAUAGAGAAUGUGGCAUCGAAGAAUGGGCUGGAAAACAUGGGAAGGAACCUGGUGUGGCUAUUGGCCUUCAAGCUUGUCAAAUUUCAUGGGAUGAAGGUGAGCACUUCUAUGAGGCUGGAGCUCCUUGGUGGACUCAAUAGCAAAGUCUAGGAUUUGGUUUAUGGGGUAACUGAUGGAGCUUUGUUGGGCAGAUUCUUCUUUACAGGAAGCUUGAGGUCCGUGUUCUUCUAACUUCUAAUUUUUUUUAGAUGUUGAUCUUUUUUUUUCAUUUUACAAAUUUAUUAUGACUCACUCCGUUGCUAAAAUGUCUAUAUUUCUAAUUAUGUUUGACCCUGAAUAUGUGUCUAGUUUAAAAAAUAGAUGAGUAAAUUCUCAAAUCUACCCUUAGAAAAUAUAUAAGAGUUUUGAAGAGAGAGAUAAAUUAAUUAAGGGUAAAGUUGUCUUUUGGUUACCUAAAAAGUGUAAUACGUAAAAUUGUGUGCCAUUUCUAUUGUGGACACUUAUUUUGGGACGGAGGGAGUAUUAUUUUAAAUGUUGGAGUUCUUAUAAUGUCUUAUUUACAUAAUCUAAGACAUGCAAAUGCUUCCUGGACCAUGACGGUCGAACUAUACAUGCAUAUGCCAAUCGAAAUUUUUGUUCAAGUUAAGACAACCAAUAUCGAUCAGGUUUCAGUUUUAAUUAGUUUAACCGGUUUUUGGACGUGAAUGGACUGAAACCCAAAAUAUAAGA